Molecule: messenger RNA, 6988 nt
Organism: Colletes gigas
Lineage: Eukaryota; Metazoa; Arthropoda; Insecta; Hymenoptera; Colletidae
Gene: Fas3
Product: fasciclin-3
Exons: 8
Coding region: 221-1627 (468 amino acids)
Biological process (GO): cell-cell adhesion
Cellular component (GO): cell-cell junction
Molecular function (GO): cell adhesion molecule binding
Source: RefSeq, a predicted model, not a curated record
CCGAGCUAUCUGGUUGGCACUCGUGUCGAGUCGGGACACUUGUAUUCGAAUUGACGUCGCACAUCUCUCGUUUCUACCUCGUUUUGUCCUCGUGUUUUACGCUGAUCGUACUCACGUCAGUUUUAUCGUUGAGUUUUGUGCUCCGUCCGAUUGUAACGCGCGAUCGACACCGGGCAGUUUCUUCGCUACAAAGGAAGUUAGACAGUGCGUUUUUUUUGUGAUGUGCAUGAAAACGAUGAGCCACUUCAAGAUGACGAUCGCCUGGGUCUGCCUCAUCGGCUUGUUGUGUUCUACGGCUGUUAAAGGAUCGAAGUCGACCCUGGUCGUGGACAUCGAACCUAAACGACAGACCGCGGUACGGCUCGGGGAGAGUUUGCAAAUUUUGUGCAGAGUCGGUAGACCUCUUCAAGUUUGCCGCGUCGAGAUACCUGGCGAGGGUGGCGGCCUAGUUUUAUCCAAAGGACAACUGCCCGAAGAUGGUAUCGAAUAUUACGGCGAGGGCACCGAGGUGGGCCAAUGCGGAGUUAACAUUGCCAAGAUCAAGGAGAGCCACGACGGAAUGUUCAAGUGUACUUUGACACCCACCGAUAACAGGGCGGAGGCGGAAGCAUCUAUGAGGAUCAUCGUUGCCAAACCGCCGAACAGUCCUGAACUUCACACGAGUCCUGGUUCAUACGGCACAAAUACCUACAGAAAAGGAGAGAAACUGGAAGUAAGUUGCAUCGCACCAUCUGGACGACCGGCAGCGAACGUUUCGUUAUUUCUUGAUGACGAACCCAUUGGUAACGAAGAGAGACCCACGAUUUACGACACAAGCAUGGACGACAUCUCAUUGGCCGUGCAAAAUGCGACACGAAGCCUGGAUUGGACCGACAAUGGCAAAGUCCUUCGUUGCGUAGCCAGUCAUAUCGCUCUGGACAAACCUAAGGAAACCACUAUGCAAUUGAUAGUAUACUAUCCUCCGCAACCGCAGCCAACCAUCGAACGUUUUGGAUACGUAAUUGGACGUCAGGGCAUCGUGAACGUAACCGUUUAUGCGAACCCUAAACCACGCUUUCUGUGGCGAGUGAACGAUGAAAAGAUCAACGAGGGCUUUCCCGACGACAGCAACCGACUCGAAACUUCGACCGCCGUCGAUCUGGGAAGAGGAGCGUGGAGCGUGAUUCUCACGAUCGACAGCGUUCAGAAAUCCGACACGGAAAAGGAGUAUAUCCUGGAAGCUCACAACCACGAAGGAGCUUAUGAAUACCGUAUCGUUUUGUCGACCUCCACAGAGCCAGCAGGCGUUGAUUUAGACGCUGGUUCCAUCAUUGGCAUUGUCGUCGGGGCCCUGGUGCUAGUUCUCGUCGUUUUCCUACUAAUAUUUGCCCGCGCGACCGGACGCUGGUGCUUCGCAGCGAGGCGUCGGGGCGACGAGGAAGCUGCGAGCGGUGUCGGCGCCGGAAGCGAGACGCACAUCACCCCCGGGGACGAGGACGACGAGGAUCACGAGGACCCGCGUAUCAUCGACGAGAAAAUGCCGCAGGGUGGCCAGGAGAAUCCGAUACACGCGAGCACGGAAUACGUGAACGGCCGCACGGAUGUCAAGGAACCGAAGAAGGACGAAAAGACGGAUACACCUGUUUAAGGACGGUUCGCCGCGCGACGGUCGUUCCUUCCAGUGACGCGGGAAUAAACUGUCGCCGUUCCUCGAUUUGGUUCGACGACCCUUUGCGCUGUCCUGUCUCGCUGGGAAAUUUCAUUCGCGAUACUUGACGCGUUGCUCCAAGGUCGUUGAACGAAUCGAACGAUCCCACCUGAAACGAAUCCGAAAUCGGGAAUACGUCGCAGGAGCGAACAUUUUUCUUUCAUUGCCGACAAAACUUAGAAUCUUAAUGGUCAAAUUUAGAUCUGAUCUGGUACAAAUGUUAGCGUUUUUUAUUUAUUAUUUUCCGUCGACGGAACACCGAAGAUCUGAUCCUGCACAUUGAGUUUGCCUUAUUUGUCUACCUUUUUUUUUUCUCUUUCAACAUUUUUUUAGACAUUCGCGAACGACAUUUAGUGGCUUCGUUUCGGAUACAUCGGCCAUUUUCCUUCACAAUAGAUAGAGAGGAAAUUUUAGACUAAAAUUGAAAAUAAAAUUAUAUGAAAAAUAUAAAAUUAUAUGUGCAAUCAUGUGCGAAUGUUUUGGAGCUCGAGCUUCGCUUUAGAGAGGGAAAACGACAAAAAUUUAAAAUAACUUUUGCACAUCACUGCAAAAUAGCUGAUAAUAUGAAUUGUACUUAAAGUUAAAGACAACUAACGUGAAUGAUAUUGUUUACCUAAUCUCUAAAUACUCAAAACGUAAAGUCACUGAUAAAGCAAACAAAGCCAUCGAAUAUCGUUUGCAUCGACUCGAUUACGGUUAUAAAUUAACAACAAGGAUGCAUUUUAUUUUACACGUUGAUAGUUGGAUACUUUCGUGUUCCUCCGUCCCCAGUGAUCGCGACACAUUCGAGCACUUGUUUCUUUUCGAACCAACGUAUCUUGGAGACACUCGAAUCGGUACACAACAAUCUUAUAUUAUUUCUAAAUCUACUCAUUAUUUUAACUAACAUUGUACGGUAUAUCGCAGUAGCCGAGACGCCUUGCGAUGAUACAAAGUGUCUCGAAACCCGUUGUCAGCCUGAAAUCUCAAUAGUUUAAGGAGGGACGAGUUUCACAAUCAGUGCGUAUUUAUUUUAAACGAGUUAUUUUAAUUCGAGGACAAAAGCGAGAUGCAAUCGUGUACUGAUUCCUGUUGGAUCCGAUCGUAUUUCGUUCAGCUUCCUUGCUUUUCCACGAUUUCGUCUCUUCUGAUGGGAACUUGUGCGUAGCUUAAAACCACAGCACGAUUCUCCGUUCAUCGACGAUCGGGAACGAUCCCUCGAUGCCUCGUCACUGCGCGCGAAAAAUCGCUCUCCUGUUGCCACGGUGUAAGUUUUGUAAAUAGAAUGUUUCAAAGCGAUGCGCCCGCGUCGUUCUGAGCCUGGCGAGCGUUCCGCCGCCGUUCUUUCUUCGCGGGGGGAUCACCAUCGGGGAAAUUCGCUUGGGUCAAGAUAUUUACACACUACUAAUACAAACUUGUACGUCGUUCGAUCGUUAACUGUUCGAGGAUCGUGGAAUAUAUACUGACGAAUAUAUUUAAUAUUCAUCGAUUGAAUCAAAAAGCAUCGUUUUACUCGUGUCGUCGACGAUUCGUGACAAGUAUCGUCCUCGAAGAGUUAAGGGAUCGAGCGAUCGCUAAGGUAUAUCAUUAAGUAACACGUGUUUACGAGCUGUCCUUAAAUUGUACCGUUCUACUCUAGGAGAUGAUACUCGAUUCUUAAGUAAGACUUCUGAACUCUGCAACUUUCGAUUUCGUUCCCGUGAUAGGGAACGACGAUCCGGGGAUUCGAAUAUCGAAAUCGGGAGCGAGAGGCUGUCGAUCGUUGACGCCCGUUAUCGCUACGGUAACACGACUAUUAACGAAGAGCAUUUGACGCUUCCGCAGCCGAAGAUUCUACUUCGCGACUGAAAAUGAUCAAAAUGUAUAAUAUUAUCGUGCUUGCAACCACUCGUUUGAAAUUAAAUGAAAUUCACGGCGUCGCGUAUUGGAUAUAGAAAUAUUCGGUAAUUGUUUAGAAGUUUGUCCUUCUCACCGUUUUCCUGAUCUUGAAAUAUGUUGUCAAGGUCAUCAUUUUGAACAACUUUUUUGGCCUUCGUUUUCCAAAUAUUCGUAAAAAUAUUUUUCUUGCCGUCAUUCAUCGACUAUCGAUUCAAAUCCGCAAUUUCAGACAUUUUUUUCUCUGCAACAAGGAACAAGAAUAUGGAACUUCGUUUCAUGAGCCAUGCGGAGCAAUAAAUAAAACAUCCCCCACGACUUGAACAGUAACAUAUUAAAUUCGUUUUGCUGACUAGGGGGCUGCGACCCCCUAACAACUACACUAACUGAUACCGAUACUCAUUUUUAAUAUAAUAUAUCUCGGAAACUAAGGCCGAACGGCGGUAACAUGUAUAGGGAAAAGUUGUUCAGAAUAGUGAGCUUGACAACAUAUUUCAAGGUCAUCGAAAUCGGUGAGAAGGGCAAACUUUUAAAUAAUUACCAAAUAUUCUAAUUCGAGAGGGUUUUAAAAUCUAUUGCAUAUAUUUGAAAUAAUAUUUUGAAAUCGAGAACAGAGCGUUUUGGUAUUUUUCUGUUGGAGAAACUACAAAAUAAUCUAUUUCCUUGCAAAUAUCGAUCAAAAUUAGAUCAACGGCUGCGAACGUGUAAAAGGAACGAAUACGGGAGGACCGAACAAAUCAAAUUGUUAGUUCGACAUUUUUCUAAUGGACGCAUCGACGUCAAAGGGGCGGGGGAUAUUCAACAAAAUAUACUAGAUCGAAUUGCGCGCGCACGAUAAAUAGAAAUUUCCACGCUUUGUAAUUCUUUAAAGAACGUUUCCCAGAGAUUCAUUUUAAAUAUUCCGUAACAACGAAGGAUCGUUUCGAUGGUUAAAAUUUUUACAAAGCUUUUAGAUAAACGUCACGUUUUUCUUUCCUUUAUAAUCGCGAUUGACAAGAAUGAAUUAUUAUCACGGAGAAACGAUUUACGUGCACGUGCGAGGAAAAUCUAUUAAUAUCACGCCGUUACCACGCUCGAAGACAAACGAACACAUUCCACGAUGUAGCUUUCGUUCGUAACCGGAUUCUUUUUUUUUUAUUCGAACAUACGUGUUGACUGACGCGUGAUCGUAUCGACUUUCGUAAUUUACAACAUCUCUUGAACAGUAUUAUUUGUAUUGAAACCGCGCGGUGGCCCGAAACGAGGCUAUCUCUUUCAGUUUCGAUUUUGGGGCUUGGUAACCCCCAUUCGAACGAUUCAACGACAAUUUCUUUUACACGAAUGCUAUUAUAAUACUCCGCGAUGUUUUUUAUUUUAAAAUUGUUAACCCUUCGGGAAGUUCCAGUCCCGAAUAAUCGUUGUCUCCCCUCAUUACUUCACCCUGUGAAGUCGGAGUCUUAACGAAUUUUUCAAACGUUGCAUCGUUUUUUAACCAUUUUUAUUAAGAAAUAUAAAACAUUAAAUGUUCAUGAAAUUUUUAUAACACUUUUUCGCCGCAUAUAGAUAGCACAAGUAUGCCCUAGGUGUUCGCUAAAGAGUACGCAUAGAAAGGAUAGAAUUCGAAAGAAUAAUGCCAAAUUUCGUAUCGAAGGGUUAACGUAAACAUUUUUACUUUUAGUCAGUCCAUCCACCGUUCAUAUUUUUUAUAUGCUCGCGUAACGACGAAGAUUCAAAACAUUCACCUCGGAAAACACUUUUUUAAACAGAAUUUUAUAUUACGAAUUUAUAUUACGAACGAUCACCGUGAAUUCAUCGAGACAUUAGUGUUGGGCAAAUUUUAAUCAAAGUAACGAUUGACGAUUACAUUAGUGGAAUAUUCUUUUUUUACGAGCGCAACAAAUUUAACUAUACAAGAAUAUAUUCCUGUACGUUUAAAGUUGAAAAGAAAUAAUAAAGUUAUAUUUUUUGUUCGCCCGUCAAUGUUAUUCGAAAGUUUGGAUGAAAGUGUUUCAACUUUUGCUGACCUCGAAGCUAUUCUUUCAGAAUAUAUUCUUAAAUAAUUAGAUUUUCAAUUUAUUGAACUCGACACCAUUGAAGAAUAACCAUUAAUUUGAUGAACGAUCACUGGAAACAAUGAUUAACCCUUUCAGACUUGACAAUAAUUUUGUAUUAAACUCGUAAAAUUAGUAUAUUUUACACAUUCGAAAUUUGUGUAUAACCGUUUAAGCGUCUAAUGUUCAAGACAGGAAAGGGUUAAUUUAAUUUUCGAUCAGCGAUUAAAUUUUCAAUCGUACUGUCUAAAUCGAUUAAUUAGUUGAUAUUAAUCGAUUUAUGUCCAACUCUGCCCACAGCCAAAGGCCAUCAUAUUUCACAAACGUUUUAACGUAAGAUUUAUCAUAGGAUCGAUACGAGUCCAUCGACAAAUAGACAAGACGUAUUCCGAGCGAAGAAUUCGUACGAGUCUCGUAUUUUCCCCUUCGUUCACGACGGAAACAGUAUUUGCAAGUAUUUUCCCGUUAACGCCUUUUUAAUGAGAUUACAAGGUACCGCGCACCAUUUUCCAUCGUCCUGCACCCCGACGCGACGCCUGUUCUUGUGUGUCCCGACUUUUCGAUCGAUAUCUUUUUUUUCCUUCGUUUCACGCGCGAAAGUCCUUUAACAGAUAAUUUUAUCGCUUUGCAUUAUCUCCGAUGCGCUAAUUUAGGAGCAUUCGAAGACAAACCGUAUUCGUUUAAGAUCGGAACGAAUAUUCGUCACGUGCAAGUGAUUAACUAACGUGGAAUAUAGCUUUUUGUAAUUAACGUGUUCGAACGCGUGAAUGGGACGUUAUUCGUGGUAGAACUAAAAAAUUAACGACUCCUCCGUACGUAGAAAAGUGAAAUAAAUGCGUAUAAAUCUUGAUUCUAAUGUAUUAUUAAUCUUCGAUUCUUUAUUUCGAUUCUUCUUAUUUUUUGAUCGUCAUUGUCAUCAUAAAUGACUCGAUAGAAAUUAAUUGUGACCGACAGAAAGCAAACGCGUAUUCCAAAAAUUUUCUGAUCCGACCAAUCGCGUCCCAUUUUACAGAAUUCAUCGAUCGCAAAUGUCGUGAUUCGCGAGAGCACAAAUGAUCGACACCGAAGUUUCGUUCAUUGUUUGACAGAAAAGAGAAACGCAAGAGACGCAAGAAUAAAGCUAGCGUAAACCCAUAAGACUAACCGCGACUGGAAUACUUUUGAGAAGUCAGUUUCGUAAUUUCAUUAUCAUUCCCGUCGACAAUAAGCGUUGUUUGUACUUUUCUACCGAUGAUCUUUGCUUAGCUCGGUCGUCGCGAGAACGUGAAAAACGAAGAGCGAGAUUGCACUUACACACGUACACAGGACACGUACACAUGUACACAUUACAGAGAAAAGAAUUUCACGAACGUAGGUCUCCACGGCGUCGUACAGAGGGAAUAAUUAAACUAAGCACCGUUAGAAAAAGAAAAAAAAA